Messenger RNA from Tigriopus californicus, 1554 nucleotides. RefSeq lists its product as uncharacterized. Gene Ontology annotation, cellular component: extracellular region. Gene Ontology annotation, biological process: central nervous system formation; innate immune response; regulation of Toll signaling pathway. Gene Ontology annotation, molecular function: Toll binding; growth factor activity. The transcript has 9 exons. The record is from RefSeq and is a predicted model, not a curated record. The coding region runs from base 163 to 1419 and encodes 418 amino acids. Lineage: Eukaryota; Metazoa; Arthropoda; Copepoda; Harpacticoida; Harpacticidae.
AUAACUUCACAGUAGGUGUGGUGUUGGUGCGCUAGUUUGAUUGGGCGCGUGUACGCAUUCUAUUCUUCCCGUGGAUAUUGCGUCAAGCGCGUCGGAAGGAUGCAAAUGUUGGCGGGAAGAAGCCCGGGCACGUUUUCGAUUUGUGCUUGCCUAUAAAUACGGAUGAAAUCCAGACAUCAUCACACAAGUCUUUAUUUAUUGGUGUUCAGUGAUAGACACAUCAUCAUGGCUCUGAAGAAUUUGUUGAUCGUGGCUUUGGCUACCGUCGCCUUGGCCGAUGACGACCUCCACGGUGCCGACUCCCAUUUGCGACACGCCCCUCAUGCCGCUCCUCUGAUCCAUCCUCAUGGAUCUCCGGCACCUUAUCACGAACCCAACCCCUACCACGCCCCCCAACCCCAUCACGCUCCUGAGUACAGUCCCUACCACGCUCAAGCCCACCCCGGACCUUACGCUCCCACAUACAACGCAUACGCCCCCGCUUACGGACAUCCCAGUCCAGCCCCCCAUGGUUUCCCCCAUGGCCACAAGGAGUCCUCUGUCCAUCGUAACCCGUAUGAGAGCCAUGAUGCCUAUGAUGCUAUUCGGACGCAGGAUGCUGACCUCGCGCCCCAUAAUCCGUACAACAAUCCCUACCUGGCCCCACAUGCCGCGCAGCACGCCCAAGGACAACACGGAUACACCCCUUACCAAUACGACAUGUCCAAGAUCCCAGAGUGCGCCUAUACCAACAAGCACUACUACAAUCUUACCUUCUGUCUCCAAGAUGACUAUUACCCAAGCGAGACCAUCCAAUAUGAAUUGGAGCGAAACAAGCAUCUGGUUGAGCGUUUGUUGAGCGAUAUCACUUACCAAUCAGCUGAUAACCUCGUUGAUGGACUCACCAAGGCUGAAGAAGAAGGUUAUACUUACGAGCAUUAUUAUGGAAACCAGAAACACCAACAAUACGGACCCGACUACAAGGGUUACUCUUACUCUCCUGAUUACUAUAAGUCUGGCGGUUAUGUCUGUCCCUCUGACAUUUUCUACGGACGCCCAAGAAGAGCCAUCAACACCUACGGCAAAUGGAAGGUCGUCGUGAACUUGCCCGAUGAGUACUACGCUAAGGGAUACGGAAAAGGAUACGAGAAGUACACCCAAACCCAACGUCUGGAGCAGUGCAUGUAUCCCACGGCCCCUUGCUCUUACAUUGACAAUAAGUACUACUCCCAAUGCUUGCAAAAGCACAACUUCGUCCGCCUCCUGGCUUACACCUAUGAGGAGGGACUCCACAUUGACUCUUUCAAGCUGCCCGUCUCCUGCUCUUGCCACAUUGGAGAUCAACACUACGGACAUGGCUAUGGUGGACACCCAGUCACCCCUGCUUAUGGUGGUUAUCAUGGAUAUCCCAGCCCUACUCCAACUCCCCAUUAUGGUUAAGUUUAGUUGCAAACUGGUUCUACUUCAAACAUCAUCAAGCCUUUGCCAGUAUUACCAAGACUACCCAAAACCCUACCAAACGAUUGUAAUUUAUACCUUAUCUAUGAAGACAUUAAAUCAACCCUCAGCAUACAA